Lindgomyces ingoldianus is the source of this 876-nucleotide messenger RNA. RefSeq lists its product as uncharacterized. The coding region runs from base 96 to 818 and encodes 240 amino acids. NCBI's taxonomy places the organism in Eukaryota, Fungi, Ascomycota, Dothideomycetes, Pleosporales, Lindgomycetaceae. The transcript is spliced from 2 exons. The record is from RefSeq and is a predicted model, not a curated record.
GAUUGAGCCUCCCCUCUACCGCUGACUCGCCGUAGCUUCCCACCCCACCCUCAGUCCUACCAUACGAACAACUGCAACUCCAAGACCGUUGGGAAAUGGAGUUUGCUGGGACUUCAAAUCAAGCACUCCGCACCACCGACUACCAAGAACACCAGAAACCAUGGGGCCGAUCAGAGGAAACGUCGCUCGUACCAGGCGCGAGUUUGGACAACUCUAUGGGCCAAAGCAUGCAGAUGGAGCAGGUGCAGCCUGAAUAUCCAUCAGCGCACACUACUGAAGUAGAUAUCCUGGAGGCGGAAAUUGAGGAUCUCGAAGCGCAGCUUCGGAGUGAGAGGGAAGCGAAAGAUGCGCUCUGCCGCGAGGUCGCCAGUUCCUCUGAUGAGAUUGAGUGGCUGGUCCGGGAACAUGAGGCCCGACUCAACAAGGUAGAAUCCAGGCUGCUUGAAUGUCAAAAAGCACUGGAUAAUGUCACGCAUGAGCUCGCUACGGCGAAGGAAAACUUGAAAGCAAAGGAGGAUGCCCUGAAUGACGUUGAACACGAUCUCUUCCUCAGCAAACAGGAAGUCAAUGGCCUCCAGGAUGAGCUCGAGAAGCAAGAAGCGCAAAGACUGGAGCGCGAACAAGAGUACGAGGGAAAACUGCAGAGGGCAGAGCUGAGGCUUCACGGAGUUGAAAGGCAACAUCAAGAAUCUGCGGCGCAGCUUUUCGCUGUCCAGGGUCAGAUGAAUGCUCGUAUGGAAACACAAAUGCGCACCGAGAGGAGAUUAGCCGAAUGUCCACCCAAAUCCAAGACCAUCGACACCACAUUGCACAAUUAGAGGAAACGCACCGACAAGCGGAGCUCGACCACGACCAAGGCACAAGGCGAAUCGAACA